Messenger RNA from Phyllopteryx taeniolatus (common seadragon), 2178 nucleotides. Its product is annotated as 5-hydroxytryptamine receptor 4. Gene Ontology annotation, molecular function: G protein-coupled serotonin receptor activity. The record is from RefSeq and is a predicted model, not a curated record. Bases 592 to 1905 code for a protein of 437 amino acids. Gene Ontology annotation, cellular component: plasma membrane. The transcript has 8 exons. Gene Ontology annotation, biological process: regulation of appetite; adenylate cyclase-activating adrenergic receptor signaling pathway; chemical synaptic transmission. Lineage: Eukaryota; Metazoa; Chordata; Actinopteri; Syngnathiformes; Syngnathidae.
AAUACGUUUCCGUAGUUUUAGUAGUUGGUGUAAAAAAAUAAAUAAAAUAAAAGUUAAAAAAAACAUUGAGGACCACGUACAGCUAUGGCAAAUGUAAAUGACCAGUGGAUGGCAGCAUCGGUCACACCUCUCAGUCCAACCGCCCCACCCCUUUUUCUCUCUCUCUCUCCCUCCCUUGCUGCUUUUACUUUCUCUGUUUUUUCUGUCUUUCUGUCUCUCUCUUUUCCUGGCAAGAGUCAGUCCUUCACCGGGCUGCUUGUUCUGGGGGACCCAGCUGGAGUAUGAGAGCAUCACAACACAAGUGGAUCGGAGGAAGGGAGGCGAGGUGCCUGAAACAGUUGUGAUGUCCUUAAAGGUGAAACCAGAAUGAGGGCGGCACGGUGGACGACUGGUUAGAGCGUCAGCCUCACAGUUCUGAGGACCCGGAUUCAAUCCCCGUCCCCGCCUGUGUGGAGUUUGCAUGUUCUCCCCGUGCCUGCGUGGGUUUUCUCCGGGCACUCCGGUUUCCUCCCACAUCCCAAAAACAUGCAUGGUCAGAAUCAUGGGGUGAAGGGGGCUCUCCUCAGCUGACCUGAAGGCCGAUGACCAGUGAUGGCCACAGCAUCACCUCCACUUUUGAAGGACGGUGUGAUAAAUACAGAACAUCAACAACAGGAGGAAAAGCAGCAGGAGUUCCUGAGGUCACUGGAGAACAUCCUGCUCGCCAUUGCGCUGUCCGUCAUUAUCAUCAUGACGGUGUUCGGCAACCUGCUGGUCAUGGUGGCGCUAUGCAAGGAUCGACAUCUACGGAAGAAAAAGACCAACUACUUCAUUGUGUCGCUGGCCUUUGCUGACUUGUUGGUGGCGCUGGUGGUGAUGCCCUUUGCAGCCAUCGAGCUGACCACCGGCGUGUGGAAAUACGGCGAGAUUUUCUGUCUGGUGCGAACGUCGCUGGACGUCCUGUUGACCACCACAUCCAUCCUGCAUCUGUGCUGCAUUGCACUGGAUAGGUAUUACGCUAUCUGCUGCCAGCCUCUCGUGUACAGACACAAGAUGACCCCUUUCCGAGUGGCGGUGAUGCUCAGUGGCUGCUGGCUCAUCCCCACGUUCAUUUCCUUCCUACCCAUCAUGCAAAGCUGGAACGCCAUUGGCAUCGAGGAUAUAAUAAAAGAGAGGCGGACGUCACCAGGUGGCUCCAAUGACACGAGCUGCGUCUUUCUGGUCAAUCGGCCGUACGCGCUCAUCUGCUCCACGGUGGCCUUCUACGUUCCGCUGGCCCUUAUGGUCCUGGCCUACCAACGCAUCUACGUGACUGCCAUGAGCCACGUGCGACAGAUUGAGACCCUACAACGUGCCGGCUCCGCUCCAGUCACCAGGACGGCGGCCCCCACAGUCACUGCGAGGUCGUCGACGUGCUCUGACUCGGAGGACCACUGCCACCUCAGGACAGCGGGGGAACUCUCCUUCCCAGAGCCGGCUCCUUUAGCCAACAGCCGCUUGCGCAUUGAGACAAAGGCGGCAAAGACACUUGCAGUCAUAAUGGGCUGUUUCUGCCUGUGCUGGGCACCGUUCUUCAUCACCAAUGUGGUGGACCCCUUCAUCCACUACUCUGUGCCCUGGCAACUGUGGACAGCAUGGUUGUGGCUUGGCUACAUUAACUCCGGCCUUAAUCCAUUCCUGUACGCCUUCCUGAACCGAGCUUUUCGGAGGGCCUUUCUAGUCAUUCUUUGUUGUGGGGAUGAGCGCUUUGUACGGCAGGGGAGCCGCCCCUACGGACCUACCCACAGAGUCUGCUCGCCAACAUCCGUCAAUGGGACGUCUUUGGCACUGAGAUUGUCCUUCUUGCCAAAUCGAAGCUACUGUGACAACCGAAGAACCAUACUGUCCAACGAGCAGGAGUCCCAGGACUCCCUUGGACCUCUAUGAGGAAGACUUCUCCAGUUGAAGGCUUGCUGCGAUGCCGAGUUUCCUCUGUGACAUCAACUGCUGUCAACUGAUCUAAUUGUACCGUAGUGGUCAGGGAUGACAUCAUACCUGGAUAUUUAAUGAGCUCAUGUACGCUGGUGGACAUUCCAGUUAUUAAAGCAACAUCUGGACGACAGGAUGUAAAGGCUGCAAGGUGCUUCAUUGUUUUUAUAUAAUUUUCAUAAUAAGAGCCAACUGUGGGUCCAAUUGAAUUAAAGCUCAGUCUCUGCUUCA